Aspergillus calidoustus is the source of this 1977-nucleotide messenger RNA. Lineage: Eukaryota; Fungi; Ascomycota; Eurotiomycetes; Eurotiales; Aspergillaceae. The record is from the annotation of a GenBank genome assembly.
AUGGAUCACCAGUGGCAGGCAUACAAGGACCCCUUAGCGGGUCGCCCUGCGCAGUUCAACAAUACCGGGUUGACGUCGAAUCCGAACCCCCAGCAGAUGCCCUCGAAAUACGGCACCCAGCCACAACCGUCACAACCCCCCGUUGGCUACACGUACGAGACUUUUCAAACUCCAGGUAUCACUGCCAAACCGCCUUCCGCCGCUACAACCUCCAAAACGGUCUCAUUGGCGUCUUCCCCCACCACCGCGACACCUCAGAGCCGGGAUUAUGUCACUGACGCAGAUACCACCAUGGAGGAUGCUGACCCGUACAACCGGGCAAAGUACCCUACGCGGCCCAACCAUCAUAGCCGGCCUUCUUCGCAGUACUUUCCCAGCGAGGGGUCCUCUGCUGCCCGCCGAUAUUCUCCAAUGAAUGUGUUGUCGCCUACCUUGCCGUACAAUUCGAGCCCAGGAAAGUCGGGCAAUUCAUACGGCUUCCCUCCUGCGCCAAAUCAGUCUCGACAGUCGCCAACGAGGACGUCUACCUACUCCUCGCCUCCGCAGCCGUUCCAGUCCCCUCCCUCUGGAUCCCGCCCCCCGCGACUACCCCCCAUACAAUCCACUGAAAUGAGCAUAAGUCCUGAUCAGUUCUUCGGCCCGUCAUCGGGACCUCAGCUCAGUUCACCGUUCCCACAAGACGGAAGGUCUCCGCGCGGAGGAACCACGAGCGGGGUUGUCCAACAGCCAGGCCGAGGCCCAGUCCCCAAAUUCCAGAAGCUCAAAUCGGUUCAGGAGCUUCAGCCUCGUAUCAAUGCACAACCACCAUUCAGACGUGCCAACCCUGAGGGUGGUUUCAUCAGCCCACUCCAAGCGCUGACAGUUCACCUCCCGUCUACAUAUCGGAUAUGCAAUCCUGGCUUCAACUACGAGUCAUCGCGAAAUCCACGACGAGUCCUCACCAAACCCAGCAAGGGCGUCAAGAAUGAUGGCUACGAUAAUGAGGAUAGUGAUUACAUUCUUUAUGUCAACGACAUCCUAGGUAGCGAGGAGGCAGGCCAUAAAAACCGCUAUCUCAUUCUUGAUGUGCUUGGCCAGGGUACCUUUGGGCAGGUCGUAAAGUGUCAGAACCUAAAGACGCAAGAGGUUGUGGCCGUCAAGGUAAUCAAAAACAAGACAGCAUAUUUCAAUCAGAGUAUGAUGGAAGUAUCUGUUCUGGACCUGCUCAAUAGCAAGUACGAUAGAAACGACGACCAUCAUUUACUCCGACUGAAAGACACGUUCAUACACCGUCAACAUCUUUGCUUGGCAUUCGAGCUACUCAGUGUCAACCUCUACGAAUUGAUCAAGCAAAAUCAGUUCCGAGGAUUAAGCACCACGCUUGUGCGUGUUUUUGCGCAGCAAUUAUUAAAUGCCCUGAGUCUCCUAAACAAGGCCCACUUGAUCCAUUGCGAUCUCAAGCCCGAAAACAUCUUAUUGAAAAAUCUCGAGAGUCCUAUUAUCAAAGUCAUUGAUUUCGGUUCGGCUUGUGAUGAAAGACAAACUGUGUAUACGUAUAUUCAGUCAAGAUUCUACCGCUCACCAGAGGUGUUACUUGGCUUACCGUAUUCGUCCGCAAUUGACAUGUGGUCCCUAGGGUGCAUUGUUGUUGAGCUUUUCCUUGGUCUGCCGUUGUUCCCUGGAUCCUCAGAAUACAACCAAGUUUGCAGAAUCGUGGAGAUGUUGGGUCUGCCUCCGACCUGGAUGUUGGAGAUGGGCAAGCAAUCAGGCGAUUUCUUCGAGAAGACCCAAGACGAAUUUGGUCGAAAGAAUUACCGCCUAAAGAGCCUGGAGCAAUACUCUCGCGAGCGUAAUGCAAAGGAGCAGCCCAGCAAGAAAUAUUUCCAAGCGUCAACAUUGGAGGAGAUCAUUCGAAGCUACCCGAUGCCUAGGAAGAAUAUGAAACAAGCAGAGAUUGAGAGAGGUGCGUCAACACGCCAUAUUACUGAUCUUUAUUAA